Penicillium daleae is the source of this 1494-nucleotide messenger RNA. RefSeq names its product caspase family protein. Bases 1 to 1494 code for a protein of 497 amino acids. Gene Ontology annotation, molecular function: cysteine-type endopeptidase activity. NCBI's taxonomy places the organism in Eukaryota, Fungi, Ascomycota, Eurotiomycetes, Eurotiales, Aspergillaceae. The record is from RefSeq and is a predicted model, not a curated record. Gene Ontology annotation, biological process: proteolysis. The transcript is spliced from 2 exons.
AUGAACUAUCCACCUCCAGGACCUCCUCCGCCAGGACCUCCUCCUCCAUGGGCCGGUUAUCAACAGCCUCCUCCCCAAUGGUCGCAAUCCCCGCAUCCCCCGCAUCCCGCGCCGCCGCCCUACCACCAACAGCCACCACCACCACGACAGCCGCAACCCUACUACCAACAACAUCGCCAGCAUCAGUCUUACUCGGGUCCCCCACCAGGAGCCUAUCCUCUCACACCGCCCUAUAAUCACCCCCCCGUCACCACAGCCUCCUUAUGGACACACACCGUUCCCCCAGCCUCCCUAUGGCCAGCAACCUACGCCAUCUCCCCAACCGGGACAUCGUCAGAACUUGAGCGUGAGCAGUUACGGUACAGCAAAAGCCAGCACCCUUUGUCACCCAAUUUUCCACGUCUUCAUCAAAUCCUAACCGUUGGUUCUACGACAUUAGGGCCCCCUCGCGCCAAUUCUCCGAAUCUCCCACCCCGACCGCCGCAGAGUCUCCAACAGUUCGGUCAUGGGGCGCCCUCCAGUUACCAAUUCCAGUACUCAGCUUGUACCGGACGGCGGAAAGCCCUGCUCAUUGGUAUCAACUACUUCGGCCAGGCCAAUAAGCUCAACGGAUGUAUCAACGAUGUCACCAACAUGUCCACCUUCCUACACGAGCGCUUCGGGUAUCACCGCGAGGAUAUGGUCAUCCUUACCGACGACCAGCGCAACCCCAUGAGCAUCCCCACCAAGAAUAAUAUCAUCCGGGCCAUGCACUGGCUGGUCAAGGACGCCCAGCCCCACGACUCCCUCUUCCUCCAUUUCUCUGGCCAUGGGGGUCGAACGCCCGAUCUGGACGGCGAUGAAGAUGACGGGUUCGACGAUGUGAUCUACCCGGUGGACUAUCGAUCCGUCGGACAUAUCGUGGACGACGACAUGCACGCCAUAAUGGUGCGGCCUCUGCGCCCCGGUGUCCGACUGACGGCCAUCUUUGACUCGUGCCACUCCGGAACCGCUCUGGAUCUUCCGUACGUAUACUCGACCCAGGGCAUCUUGAAGGAACCAAACCUGGCCAAGGAGGCCGCCCAAGACCUUUUCACCGCAUUCACGGCGUAUGGAAGGGGAGAUCUGUCCCGUAUGGCAAGCACCGCCAUUGGCUUCUUCAAGAAGGCAGCAAACGGAGGUCAGGCACGGGAACGUACCCUCCAGACCAAAACCUCGCCGGCCGAUGUGGUCAUGUUCUCCGGAUCCAAGGAUACUCAGACAUCAGCUGACACCUUCCAAGACGGCCAGGCCAGGGGUGCCUUGAGCUGGGCGUUUAUCAAAUCGCUGAAACAAUGGCCCCAGCAAAAUUAUCUGCAGCUACUGAACACCAUCCGAGCUGAGCUCGACGGGAAAUACACCCAGAAGCCACAAUUGAGCUGCAGCCAUCCCCUGGGUAAGUUGAUCUGCGGUACUACCGAAUGGAGCCCCAGGCUGACUCGUGCGGCAGAUGUCAAUCUACGGUUUGUGAUGUGA